AUGGUUGCGAAUAUGGCGGGCACAGACAAAGCGCCGGUCGCAGGUGCCGACGAUGCUACGUCCAGCAACCCGCGGGGAAUCCCACAUGCGCCAUUCGUGGACAAGGUCGAGGACUACGUCGCAGCACGUCAAGAUGUCGAGCCGACGCUGCGGAGCUUCCAGGAGAUGAUCUCGAAAUACCAGUUCAUGGAGAUGAACCUACAGCGCAGGAUGGCGGGGCUGAAGGAGAAGAUCCCGGACAUUCAGAAGACUCUGGACACGGUUCAAUUCUUGAAGUCGAGAAAAGACGAGACCGACCCCAUACAGACGACAUUUGAGCUCAACGAGACGCUCUAUGCCCAGGCGAACGUUCCGCCGACUGACGAGGUCUACAUCUGGCUAGGGGCCAAUGUAAUGCUUUCAUACCCCAUAGAGGAAGCCGAGACUCUGUUAAGGUCAAAGCUGGCUACGGCAAAGGCCAGCCUUACAAACUGCGAGGAGGACUUGGAUUUUCUGCGAGAACAGAUCACAACCAUGGAGGUUGCGACUGCCAGAGUUUACAACUGGGAGGUCGUGCAGAAGCGAAAAGAUAAGGCACUUGACGAUGAGGAAAAGAAGAAAUCCAAAGACAGUGAGAAGUCGCCCAAUGAUUGA
This is a messenger RNA of Hirsutella rhossiliensis, 633 nucleotides long. RefSeq names its product prefoldin subunit domain-containing protein. The transcript is spliced from 6 exons. NCBI's taxonomy places the organism in Eukaryota, Fungi, Ascomycota, Sordariomycetes, Hypocreales, Ophiocordycipitaceae. Gene Ontology annotation, biological process: microtubule-based process; tubulin complex assembly; protein folding. The coding region runs from base 1 to 633 and encodes 210 amino acids. The record is from RefSeq and is a predicted model, not a curated record. Gene Ontology annotation, cellular component: prefoldin complex; cytoplasm. Gene Ontology annotation, molecular function: tubulin binding.